AUGAAGCUCUACAACACCCUGAGCGGACAGGUUGAGGAGUUCGUUCCCUCCGACGGCAACCUGGUCAAGAUGUACGUGUGCGGCGUGACCCCGUACUCCUCCACCCACGUCGGACACGCGUUGAGCUAUGUGAUGUUCGACACGCUGCGGCGAUACCUGGAGCACAAGGGCUACGAGGUCCGCCACGUCCAGAACUUCACCGAUAUUGACGACAAGAUAAUCCAGCGAGCGCAGGAGUCCGGCGUCUCCGAGGACGAGUUGGUCGAGGAGUUCAUCGGCGACUACUUCGAUACGAUGGACGCGCUGAACAUCCAGCGCGCCUCCGAAUACCCGCGCGCCACGCGUGAAAUUCCGCGGAUUAUCGACGCGAUAUCCGGCCUGAUAGAUCGCGGCCACGCUUAUCCGGCCGCGGGCGACGUGUAUUUCCGGGUGACCAGCAAGGACGACUACGGAAAGCUCAGCCAUCGCACCCUGGACAGCAUGAUCGCCGGCGCGCGGAUCCAGGUGGACGAGAACAAAGAGCAUCCCAUGGAUUUCGUGCUGUGGAAGGGGGCCAAGCCCGGCGAACCCUCGUGGGAGAGCCCGUGGGGACCGGGCCGUCCCGGCUGGCACAUCGAGUGCACCGCCAUGUCGCUGGAAUAUCUGGGCGAGCAGCUCGACAUCCACGGCGGCGGGCAGGACCUGGUGUUCCCCCACCACGAAAAUGAGAUCGCGCAGAGCGAGUGCUAUACCGGAGCCAAGCCGUUCUCCCGCUACUGGAUGCACAAUGGCCUGCUGCAGCUGGGCUCCGACAAGAUGAGCAAAUCGCUGGGCAACUUGGUGUCGGUGGUGGAAGCCCUGGAACGCUACAGCCCGGACGCCAUCCGGCUUUAUUUCCUCAGCAGCCACUAUCGCAGCCCCCUGGCCUACAGCGACGAAGGCGCCGCAGCGGUGGAGCGGAGCCUGGAGCGGGUACGGCGGGCGCUCAUCCCCGGGAACGGCGCCGGAGCCGAGGUUGAAGCCGACACCCACCGCGUCCGGUUCGCUGCGGCCAUGGACGACGACCUCAACACUCCCCAGGCGGUGGCCGCGCUGUUCGACCUGGCGCGGGACAUCAACCGCGGCCGGGACGCCGGCCAAAGCGUGGGCUCGGGUCAGGCGGCCCUGCGCGAGCUGGGAGCCGUGCUGGGACUGACUUUCGUGGACCGCCCGGCUCCCGAGGCCGACCUCGCCGCGACUCCAUUCAUCGACCUGCUGGUAUCGGUGCGCACCGAACUGCGGGCCGCCCGCCAGUUCGCCCUGGCCGACCAGAUCCGGGACGGCCUCGCCGAGCAGGGCGUGAGCCUUGAAGACGGCGCCCAAGGCACCCAGUGGCAGCGGCAGACGACCGAAUAG
Molecule: messenger RNA, 1374 nt
Organism: Geodia barretti
Lineage: Eukaryota; Metazoa; Porifera; Demospongiae; Tetractinellida; Geodiidae
Source: the annotation of a GenBank genome assembly